This is a messenger RNA of Sordaria macrospora k-hell, 234 nucleotides long. RefSeq lists its product as uncharacterized. NCBI's taxonomy places the organism in Eukaryota, Fungi, Ascomycota, Sordariomycetes, Sordariales, Sordariaceae. The record is from RefSeq and is a predicted model, not a curated record.
AUGGGAGGGAAUAACGAAGCAGUCAGCACCGCCGUUAACGGCAAUGCUAACAAGCUCAAGAUUGGAACGGGCGGUAUGAUGGACAUUGGCAUCCAGCUGCCUCCUUCAAGCGCCGAGCUACAACCGAAGAAGGGGCUGCGAAACGAGGAGCCUGGUAACUCCCUGUGCAGCAACCCCGACUUUUGUCAUUCCCUUUCCGAGUGCGUCUUUGCCCCGCUGGAGCCCUACGAAUGA